Messenger RNA from Paramecium pentaurelia, 2297 nucleotides. NCBI's taxonomy places the organism in Eukaryota, Ciliophora, Oligohymenophorea, Peniculida, Parameciidae. The record is from the annotation of a GenBank genome assembly.
AUGUACAAUAAUAGAGAGGAUAAUAUAUGCUUAAUUCAUCAAUUAUAAAUCGAAGCUAUUAAUAUGGAUCUGAAUUCAGAUUGUCAAUUACGACGAUAUUGCAGUAAAUGUCUUAUAGAAAAAACUUAUGAUGGCACUUUAUGUAUAAAUAGUGAAAUAAAUGAUCAUAUAUAAGAAAUUAAGAAUAAUUUUUUAGAAAAAAAGGCAUUUUAUUUGAAACACAAUAUAAACACCAUUGAAACCAUUUAAAAUACUGUCUAAAACUUAAAAACUAAUUUUUCUUCAUCUUUUAAUAAAAUCUAUGAAAAUUUAUAAGCAGAAAAAAAAAGAUUAUAAGAUUAAUGUGAAUUUCUACAGAAAACACUAGAUCUAGUUAAUUUAGAUAAUUUUUCAUAAUUUAAAUUAUCAACCAAUGAGAAUGUAUAUUAGAUUGAAAGUUUUAAAAAUCUAAUAAAAUCAUCUUUAGAUUAGAUUAAAAAUAAUGAAAGUCUAUAAUUUUGUAUUUAGGAAAUAGAUAAAUUGGAAGAAGAAAAGGAAGAAUUAAUAUUUACUCGUUAAUUUAAUAAUGAGGAAUCAAAUAUUAUUGUAAUUAUACUUUAUAGAAUUAGGCUACUCCAAGUUUGAAAAUAUAAUGUUAAGAACAUAAGAAAUAAAUAAUAGCAUUUGAUAUGAAUAUUAAUCGUGCUAAAGAAAAUAGAAUGGCUUGUAUACAUUGUAUUGAACAAAAUCCAAAUUAAUAUACUUCUCUUAAAACAGUAUAGGAUAAAUGGAAAAAAUUUGAAGAAUUCAAAAAAAAUCAAUACCAAUAGAUACUUGAUUAAUAUAAAGAAAAUAAAGAUCAUAUUUUAGAAUAACUUUAAAUAAUAAACGAAGCUCAUCAAGAAAUGAAUCAUUAAAUUACAUUGAAAUUAAAUGAUUAUUAUUAAAAUUUAACUUAAUAAAUAGAGUAGAUAUUUAAUUAGAUGGGUAAAAAUUGGGCUAUUUGUUAACAAAAAGAAAUAUAUGAUAAUAUUGAAAAUUUAAUAAUACCUACUUGCAAUUAAGAAUUCUCUUGUAAUUUAUAAGAAUAUUAUACUAAUUAAGAAAAUUGUGUUAAUUUAAAUAUUUUUGAUUCAAUUAAAAAGAUUAAAGAAACCCUCAAAGAAAGUUUUUAUUAAAUUUUUUAGCUGAUUAAAAUAAAUUCUAAUUUGUAGAUAAAACAAAAAGAGAUAUAAAUUUAUGAUAAAAUCACAUUUACUAGAUCUCCUUUUUAAAUUAAUUCUAAAUAAGUAGAUUUAAGUUUAUCUAUUUAAAUUCCAAGUAAAUUAAAAAUAAAAUCAAAAGAAAUAUAAAUAUAAAUGCUUUAAAAAUAGAAAUACUUUAGUUUUGAAAAUUUACCUUCAUAAAAAAUAGCAUAAGAUGAAAAUUGUUAUGCUUUAAUUUUUAAUCCAAAUAAUAAUUUAUUAGUGGCAGGUUGUGGUUCAAAAUUAUAAACUUUUACAUUCAUUGAUGGCUCUUUAAAAAACUAAAGUAUUAUAGUUUAACAUUAAAAUAAUGUAUCAGCAUUAUGCUUUAUAAAAUUUAAUCAGUUUAUUUCAGGUGAUUCAAAAGGAUAAAUAUAUUUUUGGAUAGAACAGAAUAAUGAUUGGAUAAAAUAGUAAGAAAUAUUAUUGGAACAUACUGAAUAAAUAAAUUAAAUAAUAUUUAGUGCAAAAUUCAAUUAAAUAAUUACAUGUAGUAAUGAUAAAACGAUAAAAAUAUUUGCUUUCACUUAGAAUUGGGUUUGUCAAUAAACAUUAGAUUCUCAUUAAAAUUAUGUAUGUUCUAUAGCCUUAAACUUAUCUGAAACCAUGUUGAUAUCUUCUGGUUCUGAUAAAUAAUUGAAAGUUUAUAAAAGAAAACAUAAAUUUACUUUGAUGUAAAAUAUAUAAGUAGAAGAUAUUAUAUAUCGCCUUUUAUUUAUAGAGGAAUUAAAAUUUUGUGUUUAAGUUUCAUCUAGUAUUCAUCUUAGUUUUUACAAUUUUGAUGAAAAACAAAAAUUAUUUAUACUGAGUUAGACAACAGAAGUUUAAAAUUAAAAGAGUUGUAUUUAAGGAUUUCCAAUUGGUUUUUGUAAGUAAAGUUCUAUGAUUAUAUGUAAACAUGGAACUUACAUUAAUAUAUUAAAGAAAAUGAAUAAUUAAAUUUAUCGUACUGAAUAAUCUAUAAAUUUUGACACUAUGUAUUUUUAUGGGGCUAUGAGUUCAGAUGGUAAUCAUAUAGCAACAUGGGAUUAUAAAACGAAACAAAUUUAAGUAAGAAAAUUAAUUUAAAAUUGA